AUGGCCGCCGAACGCCCCGACUUCGGCGAAAUUGCCGCCGAGGCAGCCAGCGACUUCUUCACGCAGCUCUUCAGCUUUGUCGACACGGUCGUUCGCCGCUUUUGCAAGAACUUCUACGGCUCCUUCGUGGACGUCAGCGCGAAGCGCUGGACCAAGGUUAUCGCCAGUGUGAUCUUCUAUAUCAUUAUCCGGCCGUAUAUCGAGAAAUUCUUCAAGUACCUGCACGACCGCGACCGCAAGAAGGAGAAGGAGAAGAAGGAGAAAGAGAAGGCUGCGUGGGGCGGGAAGAAGGCGAAGAUGUCGGCGAAUGCGCUGCGCGGCGGCGAUGGUGGAAAGGUUCUGGGUGAGGUGGAGAAUACCGAUGACGAGGUCGAGGAUGAGGACGCCGACAGUGAGCUUGCGCAGGCCAGUGGUGUGCCCGAGUGGAACAAGAUGGCGCGCAAGAGACAAAAGAAGUAUAUGAAGAACUUGGAGAAGGGCCAGCGUGCGGAGAAGCUGAGCGAGGAUCAGAUUAUGGAGUUGCUGGACUGGAGUGAGGAGGAGGCCGAGAAGAAGGAUGCAUAA
Penicillium canariense is the source of this 564-nucleotide messenger RNA. RefSeq lists its product as uncharacterized. NCBI's taxonomy places the organism in Eukaryota, Fungi, Ascomycota, Eurotiomycetes, Eurotiales, Aspergillaceae. The record is from RefSeq and is a predicted model, not a curated record. Gene Ontology annotation, biological process: protein transport. The transcript has a single exon. The coding region runs from base 1 to 564 and encodes 187 amino acids.